Messenger RNA from Leguminivora glycinivorella, 1810 nucleotides. Its product is annotated as zinc finger protein 232-like. Gene Ontology annotation, cellular component: nucleus. NCBI's taxonomy places the organism in Eukaryota, Metazoa, Arthropoda, Insecta, Lepidoptera, Tortricidae. Gene Ontology annotation, molecular function: RNA polymerase II cis-regulatory region sequence-specific DNA binding; zinc ion binding; DNA-binding transcription factor activity, RNA polymerase II-specific. The record is from RefSeq and is a predicted model, not a curated record. Gene Ontology annotation, biological process: regulation of DNA-templated transcription. The transcript is spliced from 6 exons. Bases 184 to 1017 code for a protein of 277 amino acids.
AUAGCUAUUGAUAUUCUCUGCUACUUAAUGUUCUCUUCUUUUUGCUGUGAUUGUAAAUAAUCUAGAAGUAAUUUAGGACGUGGAUUUUAACCAUCUUGUCAUUUAACAUUUCGUGUCUCAAACCAUUUCUAUGGCAAACAAAUUUGAGUUGAAGUUUAUCUUUGUUCACCUUUUACACAAAUAAUGCCUAUAGUAGCAGUGACUGCGAUGGAUUCGUGCCGCUCCUGCCUACAGUAUCCCCCGGACAAGGACCUGACUACGCCGUACACACAUCUGGACAAAACAGAGAUAUUUUAUGACAUGUUCAAAGAAUGCUUCAAUAUAGAACUGGUAUUGGAUGGUUCAAGCUCGUGCGGUAUCUGUUGGGCGUGCGUGGGCCGCCUGCGCGACGCGAGCGAUUUCAAGCUGCAAGUACAGCGCAGCCAGGCGGAGCUACGGGCCGCAUUGCUUAAUAAAGCAGAGACUGCAGUCAAGACCAAACAAGCUGAUGAAGGUUCACAUGACGACUCUGUGUGUGUGGAAACUGUCGAGGAUUCAGAUUCUUCAGAGGCGAGUGAAGAAGAGGAAACCACUGAAAUCAUGGAUGGUGAUCCUUUGGCCACUUCUGAGUCGGAUGACGAGAUUAGUAACGGCUCAGCGGCAGAGUCCGCCGCCGCCGCCGCCUCUGCGCUCGCGGCCGCCAUCGCGUCCGCCCCCGCUCAACGCGCAAGCGCGCGCCUCCAAGUCGACCCAUACGCCUGUGAACACUGCAGCACCACCUUCACCAAUAAGGACCUUCUAACUGCACACAUACAACAAACACACGAACAGCUUUUAGAUAGUGGUUCUGUUAAAACGUUUUUUAAGUGCAGUGACUGCAGUUACAUGUGCAUGGAUAAAUCGAAAUUGGGCCUUCACCAGGCGAAACACACGGUUGAGAAUAAUCUGACGAGGAUACACGCAGAUGAAAAACCGUUGGCAUGUACCCAAUGUGACUACAAGUGCAAAUGGAAAAAGAAUUGCGCAGUCACCAAAUGACACAUACCCGUGAAAAGUCUUAUAAGUGUAGCAGGUGUAACUUAAAGUUCCGCUCGGAAGAACGAUUACGCUUUCACGAGGCGAAACACACUGGUGAAAAACCUUACGCUUGUAACCACUGCGAUUUCAAGUGCAGGCGGAUGUCAUACUUGCGCGCUCACCAGGAUAAACACAUGAAUGAGAAACCGUUCGCAUGUAACCACUGCGGCUAUAAGUUCAAAUGGAAACAGUCCUUGCUCGUGCACGAGAUGAGACACAACAGUGACAAAUGCAGCAGCGGUGACAGCGGGGGGCUCUCGGAAGAACGAUUACGCGUUCACGAGGCAAAUCACAGCGGGGGAAAACGUUAUGUAUGUCACAAUUGUGGGUACACGACGAUGAUAAAAUCACGUUUAAUAGCGCAUAUGGCGAUGCACACGAAUGAAAAGCCUUACGCAUGUAACAACUGUGACUUCAAGAGUAACUGGAAAUGGGCCUUGAGGCUUCAUUUAAAAACUCACACGCUACUAUACCCCUUCAAAUGCAGUUUGUGCAACUCCCAGUUCAGAAAGGAAAGCCUGUUAGAUAAGCACAUAUUGAAUCACCGUUUGCCUUUCAAGUGUGCCCACUGCCAUUUUGCUACUCUACAUAGAACUUCCUUAUUAAGACAUCUAAGACUGAAACAUGGCUUCCAUUAGUCAUCAUCAUCCUCCUUGCGUUAUCCCGGCAUUUGCCACGGCUCAUGGGAGCCUGGGGUCCGCUUUGACAAGUAAUCCCAAGAGUUGGCGUGUAAGCACUAGUUUUACGAAAGCGA